Anoplopoma fimbria (sablefish) is the source of this 1459-nucleotide messenger RNA. RefSeq names its product chromosome 1 C19orf47 homolog (gene c1h19orf47). NCBI's taxonomy places the organism in Eukaryota, Metazoa, Chordata, Actinopteri, Perciformes, Anoplopomatidae. Gene Ontology annotation, cellular component: nucleus. The transcript is spliced from 8 exons. The coding region runs from base 367 to 1449 and encodes 360 amino acids. The record is from RefSeq and is a predicted model, not a curated record.
CCGGCGAGCCAACGUUACCGAUGUGCAACAUUUGAAAUAUUCACGCAUUUCUCUGUUUAGUUAGUAGUCGCAUCAAUUCAGAGCAGAGCCCGGAGCUUUUACAUCCGGGUUUGUUUCGCAGUUAAAGACUCAGAUGGCCGGCAGCGCUUUCUCAAUCAUAGCCUAAUGCUAAUGCUAAAUGCUAACACAAAUGGUUCUCAUUUGCGGACUUGAAUUGUUCCCAUAAACCUGUGAUUUCAGAUUCCUUUAUUUUAACUGGCCUCAGCCACCUCGGAGUGGAUUCAGUUUUUUAAAGAUGCCGGGAUCCCAGCUGGCCUUGCAGUCACUUAUGCAGUCUCCUUUGUGGACAACAGAAUUCACAAGAACAUGCUCAUGGACCUCAGUAAAGACAUCAUGAUGGACCUCGGCAUAACAGUCAUUGGUGACAUCAUUGCCAUUCUUAAACAUGCCAAGCAGGUCUACAGGCAGGACAUGUGCAAAAUGGCCACAGAAGCCAUCUCCUCAGGACAGACCAGUGUUAAAGCUGAGCUCAGAAGAACUGCCAAUACUCCUGCCACCCGUAUGAUUGCCAACGCUUUGAGCAAUGACUCCCCGCCGGCCACUCCAGCCCGUCGGCCUGACAACCGCCUCUCGGUCACCGUGUCCAACAUGCAAGCAAACAAGAGCGGCAAAGCAGUGCUAAGUCAGCCAGCUGACGAGGGGAACGGUUUGCCAGCAGUGAAGCGCCGACGCGUGACAGCUGAGAUGGAAGGCAAGUACAUCAUCAACAUGCCCAAAGGCUCCACAGCUCGUACACGUCGCAUCCUGGCCCAGCAGGUCAAGAAAGGUUCGAAACGCACCUCUGUGUUUGCAAGACUUGGAGCUGAAUCGAAGGCGGACACAACAACAAGCAAUAACAAGCCCACCGGUGUGUUCAGUCGUCUUGGCAGAGGGGAAGAAGAGACAGACAAGCCGCAGCCGGUCAAAAUGUCUGGUAACAUUGAUGUAGAUGACGAGGACGACAGUGAUGGAGAAGGCUCCGUCCUCCAGUAUGCUGGCGUCCUCAAGAGAACCCCUGCCGUUCAGAAGAAGGAGCCAGCCACAAAACCGGCCCCGACCACCCUGCGGCGCCUGGGAGGCAAAUUCAAACUACCUCCCUCUGACACUCCCACCUCCUCCUCCCCUAAUGGCCUCCCCCCUGCCAAGGUUAGUGUGCUUCAGAGACUUGGCAAGCUCCCUGCCACACACCUGAGCGCGGCUGCGUCACCCACAGCUGCUGACACACAGGACAACAGGGUGACCAGCACCAGGCCCAAAGCCCAGGAGGGACUCACCUUAGCAAGCCCCAAGGUCAGCAGCAGCACCGGGGCUGGAGGAGGAGAUGGAGGGGGAGGAGGAGAGUCUCUGGUUGCCCAGAUGGACAUUAGGGCUAUCAGUGUUUUUAAGAGGCUGGGCAACAAGAGAACCUAACGCAUAAAUC